AUGUUCUUAGUAAGCUUUAUCUUGCUUUUUACCUCUGGAGCUUCAGCUUACAUUAAGAUCCCACUUAAAAGUAUCUCCCAUGACUCUGGGCAUUUGGCAAUGGAAAAUUUUUCAACAAAUUCGUCAAUGCUUGACUGAGCCCCAACUGCAUACCUGAAGAAUUAUAUAAACAUGCAAUAUUAUGCCCAAAUUUACACUGGCUCUCCUCCAAAGCUUUUUAAUGUUCAUAUCAGCACAGCUUCUCCAUGGCUGUGGAUACCUUCAACCGAGUGCCAAUACUCAUGCCAUAAAUGCUCCAAUUAUUUUGAGUGCAAUCAUAGCUCUACCUACGAUUUACUCUCUCAAAACUACAAAAUUCAUUAUGGGACUGGCUUUAUCCAAGGGGAUUUAUCUAGCGAAAGUUUUUCUAUUGGUGAUAAUAAAGCUUUAUUCAUUAAAAACCAGACAUUUAUUUUAGUAAAUCAAGACGGUGGGUUUAAUGAUGCAAUUUAUGAUGGGAUUUUAGGCUUAGAGUACAACUCACGCUGGCUUAAAUAUCCAACUUUCCUUGAUAAUUUAAAGCAACAAGGACAAAUUUCCAAAAAAAUAUUUUCGAUAUUUUUGUCUGAUAAUGGAUUUUUUGGAAAUUUCAAUGACGGCUCUGCAAUUAUUUUUGGCGGAUUUGACUUAGAAAGUUUUUCACAAAGUCAAGAAGUUAAGUAUGUGGACUUAUUUCAAAAUAAUGGAAGAUGGGAAGUGUCGCUAUCAGAUUUAGUAGUGAGCAAUGAGCAAGUAACAAAUAGACAUUUUGAAGCGCAUUUUGGAAUUGGAGUAGGGCUAAUAUACGCCCCUCAAAAUGAAUUUAACAGCAUAUAUAAAGGGCUCUCAAAGGCUGGAAAAUGUGGGAUUGAAAAUAGCUUUGUUGUAUGCGAAUGCGCUGGGGAUUAUAAGGUCGAAGAUUAUCCUUCAAUUAGCUUUGUACUUGGAUCAACUCACAGAUUUAGCUUAGAAUCACAAAAUUACUUUUAUAAGUAUGGAUCAAAAUGCUAUUUACUUUUUGGAGUCAAUUCUGUAGAGUAUGGAUGGAUCAUUGGAGAUGUUUUUAUGAGGAAGUAUUAUACAAUAUUUGAUGCAGAUUAUGGAAGAAUAGGGCUUUCUCUUGCCAAAAUCAAAAAAUUUAUGAAAAAUACUGAGUUUCUCAAAGCCGGUGAUCUCGAUGAUGAGUCAUCAGUACAGUCAGGUUAUGGAUUGCCCAAAAUAUUGAAAAAUAGUUAUUUUGCAGAAGCAAAUCUUAUUGAUGCUAUCAGCAUUUCCUGCUCUAUGACAGGUAUUGGGCUGCUUCUUGGACUUGCUUAUUACUUACACAAUAAAAGAGGUGAUAUUGAUGAGGGAUUUUAUUAUAAAAUAAAUCCAUAG
Blepharisma stoltei is the source of this 1395-nucleotide messenger RNA. The record is from the annotation of a GenBank genome assembly. Lineage: Eukaryota; Ciliophora; Heterotrichea; Heterotrichida; Blepharismidae.